Andrographis paniculata is the source of this 2954-nucleotide messenger RNA. RefSeq lists its product as uncharacterized. Gene Ontology annotation, biological process: intracellular monoatomic cation homeostasis. The coding region runs from base 346 to 2622 and encodes 758 amino acids. NCBI's taxonomy places the organism in Eukaryota, Viridiplantae, Streptophyta, Magnoliopsida, Lamiales, Acanthaceae. The record is from RefSeq and is a predicted model, not a curated record. Gene Ontology annotation, cellular component: mitochondrial inner membrane. Gene Ontology annotation, molecular function: ribosome binding; calcium ion binding. The transcript has 15 exons.
CUUCUUGUCCGCAGCCAUCCUACAGGCUUCUGUAAUGCUCCCGAAAUAUUCUGACCAACGAAUUUCUGCUUUGAUUCAGAAUUAGGAAAGUUAAUGGCACUUUAAUUCGGAUUUCUUCGCAAUUCCUUCCGAUUGAUAAUCUAUUUUCAUCGUCAGGUACCAGGUGAUGUGUUGAAGACAUGCUUUACAGAAACUUUUUCAUGACCCAAUUUGAUUAAGAGCUGGUUACUGCCCUCUCAUUUUUGCCUCAUAAGCAGUCUGAAUUCUGUUGUUUCAAACUGGCUGUGGUCAUUUAUUGGGUUGUUCUUGGAUCUGCUGCUUUAGUUAUACUCCUAUUCCUCCAUAAUGACUUCCAAAGCAAUGCUGCGAAAGCGAAAAUUCAUUCUUGAUUCUAUUAAGCAAUCCCAUCACUGGGUUCAAGGCACUUUAUGUUCUAAGCAUGAAAAUUUGUUCGAGAUUCCUAACUCAGGGAAUCUGUUUGGGCCCAAUAGACAUUUGCAGCCGUCUGUCCUUUCUAGUGAGAAAAAAGAUUUUCAUCCUGUAACUAAACAGACAAGAAAGUCUAUUUCUACAAAGACUUUCGUUCCAUACAGCUCUUAUGGUGGUCCAACUUUGUCAUGGGGGACUAGAGUACCUGGAGAGUUUACCUCUUUGGGAUUUAGGUGGACAAGAGAGUAUAUGCGUUCACUUUCUACUGCUCCUGCUGGUCACCCAAAACUAGGAGAUGGUGAUGAUAAGGAUGGUGAACUGACUAGUAAGAAGAAGGAACCUUCAGCAGAAGAAUGCGAUCAGGCAGUUGAAGGUUUGAGCUCUGUCAAAGCCAAGGCACAGGCCAAGCAGCUGCAAGAUUCUCAAAAGGGAGCAAAUCUUAUUUUGAAAAGGGUGUGGGCUAUGAUUUUAGGGAUUGGCCCCGCUUUGCGAGCUGUUGCUUCUAUGAGCAGGGAGGAUUGGGUAAAAAAAUUGCGACACUGGAAGGAUGAAUUUAAGUCUACAAUGCAGCAUUAUUGGUUGGGCACAAAGCUCCUGUGGGCUGAUGUUAGAAUUAGCUUGAGAUUAUUGUUGAAACUUGCUGGUGGAAAGUCCCUAUCCAGGAGGGAGAGGCAGCAGCUGACACGAACGACUGCAGAUAUUUUCAGGCUUGUUCCUUUUGCCGUCUUCAUUAUUGUUCCAUUCAUGGAGUUCCUGCUGCCAGUAUUCCUGAAAUUGUUUCCUAACAUGUUACCAUCAACAUUCCAGGAUAAGAUGAAAGAGCAGGAAGCCCUGAAAAAAAGGCUAAAUGCAAGAAUAGAAUAUGCUAAGUUUCUGCAAGAGACAGUAAAGGAAAUGGCAAAGGAAGUUCAAAAUACAAGAAGUGGAGAUAUAAAGAAAACAGCUGAAGAUCUUGACGAAUUCAUGAACAAGGUCAGGAAAGGGACACCUGUUUCCAAUGAUGAAAUCUUGGGCUUUGCUAAGUUGUUCAAUGAUGAGCUCACUCUUGAUAACAUUAGCAGAUCUCGGUUGAUGACAAUGUGCAAAUAUAUGGGUAUCAAUCCUUACGGUACUGAUGCAUAUCUGCGCUAUAUGCUUCGAAAGAAACUUCAGAAAAUAAAGGAAGAUGAUCGAAUGAUUCAAGUUGAGGGCAUUGAGUCCCUUUCAGAGGAGGAGCUGCGCCAAGCAUGUAGAGAACGUGGAUUGCUUGGACUCCUCUCAGUUGAUGAAAUGCGAAAACAGCUACAAGAUUGGUUGGACUUAUCUCUCAACCAUUCGGUCCCAUCAUCUCUAUUAAUUUUGUCAAGAGCAUUUAGUGUCUCUGGUAAAGUGAGGCCUGAGGAAGCUGUUCAAGCUACGCUUUCUUCUCUUCCAGAUGAGGUGGUGGACACUGUUGGGAUUACAUCUUUGCCCUCCGAAGAUUCUGUCUCAGAAAGGAGGAGGAAGUUAGAAUUCCUGGAAAUGCAAGAAGAAUUAAUCAAGGAGGAGGAAGAGAAAGAGGAGGGGGAGCAGGCUAGGUUGAAGGAAUCUGUUUCAGGACAGAAAGAUGUGGCCUUGGAAGAGAUGGUUGAUGCAACAGCAAAAGAAGCAGAAGAUCGUGAAAUGACAAAAAAUGUGGAUAAGCAAGAACAACUUUGUGAGCUCAGUCGUGCAUUGGCUGUAUUAGCAUCUGCAUCAUCUGUGACAAAGGAACGAGAGGAGUUUCUUGGACUUGUUAACAAAGAGAUAGAUCUCUAUAAUAACAUGGUGGAGAAAGAGGGAACUGAUGGACAGGAAGCAGCCCGAGAAGCAUAUAGAGCAGCUAGAGAGGAAAGUGAUCAUGCUGCUGAGAGGGCUGCAGGUCAUAAAGUAUCUUCAGCUCUCAUAAACAGGGUUGAUGCAAUGCUGCAAAAGCUUGAAAAAGAAAUUGAUGAUGUAGAUGCAAAAAUUGGCGACCGUUGGCGUUUGCUUGAUCGGGAUUAUGACGGUAAAGUGACAGCUGAGGAGGUUGCUUCUGCUGCAAUGUAUUUGAAAGAUACUUUAGAUAAAGAGGGAAUUCAAGAACUCAUCAGCAAGUUAUCGAAGGAUGCAGAGGGGAAAAUCCUCGUGGAAGAUAUAAUCAAGUUAGCCGAGAAGGCAGAUGAUGAAGAAGCUGCCGAAGCAGGAAAAGCAUAGCCUAUUCUAUCGAUCUCCAUACACAUUAUUUUGUGCAACUUGCCGAGUAUAUCUCAAGUGAAACUAUUGCAGACAAAGCAAACCUUUUGAGUAUUUUUAUCGAGCGCUUUCAAAAGAGGUACGUCGAUAAAUGUUGUUCUAAGCAUGGUUUUAGAGAAUGGGAACAACUUAGUUUUGCAUAUCUAAGAGGGGGAGAGUCCUUUUGUGAUUUGAAAUGAAAUGCUUCUCUUAAUUUCUUGGGUUCAAAAUUCAGUAUAGAUUUGGAUGAUAGUCGAAUCGUAUUUUAAAAUAAAAUUAUGUUGUUGAAUUAUGAGCCAUUUGCUUCAAACAUA